AUGGUAAUUCCUCCUCCGCCUCCUCCGCCCCCGAAACAUAUUCCACCCUCUGAAAUGGGCAAAAUGGUCGAAGGUUACGAUCAGGAAGGGCUUAAAAUGGGUGUUGUGGUUCCGCAUGAUUCUUACGGUACAAUAUCUGCACCUACAUAUGUACCUUCCUUUAUACCUCAGCCUCCUGCUGUACCGCCACAGUCUGGAGGUGUUCAUCCUAUGGGAAUUAUGAAUCCAUCUAUGGGAUUAAUGGUGCCUCCUAUGACACAUCAACCUGGCCAUAUGCCAGCGCAACUGAUAGAUCCAUACCUAGCGGCUGAGAUUUCUUCAAUUGUACACACAUUAUCGACAUCGCAAUUAAUAUAUGUUCUUGCUGCGCUAAAGAAAUUUCUUAAACACGCACCCUCAGAGGCUAGGCGGUUUCUUAUAAACAACCCUCAGCUAACAUACGCACUUUUACAUACUCAGUUCAUACUGGGAGAACAUGAUGAAAGCGUGUUACCUCUUUCUAAACUCGACCAUGACAUAUCACAAGUUAACAGACUCGAAAGAUCAGGACACCUUAAGCCAUUUCACAAUCUAUAUGAAGAUAACUCUAACGUACAACAUAUGGAAGAAUAUAAUAUUCCUGAUCAAUACCAAGUUGAACAAUAUCAAGUGCCAUACCAACCACCUCAACACAUUGAGCCAGUGGUUAAUGAAAAGCCAAUGCAUCAACCAAUGCAUCAGCCUAUGCAGCAUCCAGUUUCACAAACUCCGCCUCAACAAUUGACACAUGAGGCUACACAGAAAGAUAUCGACGACCUUAUGAACAGUGGUAUUUACCCGGCUUCUGCGGCUCUAGUGGAUGAAGUUAUUAAGAACAACGAUAUCCUCACACAUAUUCAAAAAGCUAACAUGGUAGAGAUGAAUUCAUGGCCUCCUGAACAGAAACAACAAGUUUUGUCAAUUAAAGUUGUAAGUAAAGUUGUUGUUAAAUCCAUAUUUAGGCGCUUCAUAUGA
Molecule: messenger RNA, 993 nt
Organism: Theileria annulata
Lineage: Eukaryota; Apicomplexa; Aconoidasida; Piroplasmida; Theileriidae
Exons: 5
Coding region: 1-993 (330 amino acids)
Cellular component (GO): mRNA cleavage and polyadenylation specificity factor complex
Molecular function (GO): mRNA binding
Source: RefSeq, a predicted model, not a curated record